AUGGAACAGCUGGCACGUGUGUUUGUGGAUCUUUUUGUGAAACGUACGAGUAUGAGGGAGAGUGGUAUUGGAGUUGUGCUUGCACAAAAAUUCACGGAGCCGAAUACGACGAUUGCACGAGAUGACGGAGGCUAUUGUUGUACGGGAGAUUUAUGCAAUAAAAAGCCACUACCAUCAACCGCACCUACUGUAGCCCCAACCGUGAGCCCAUGCUCUAUGUGUCAAUAUGUUGUCAAUCAGGCAAUUAACCACUUCAGAACGGGCGAAUCGAAGGCGGAUGUGCAGCAAGAUUUAAUAAAUGAUUGUCAAAGUCUCAAGAGAUUUUACGGAGAUCAAGCGGUGACUGACUGCAUACAAUGGGUCACCGACAACCUCAAUGUCAUCUAUGUGGACCUGAAAAAUGAUAAAACCGCCGAUCAGACCUGCAGAGAUAUGCAAGUAUGC
Messenger RNA from Mesorhabditis belari, 444 nucleotides. The record is from the annotation of a GenBank genome assembly. Lineage: Eukaryota; Metazoa; Nematoda; Chromadorea; Rhabditida; Rhabditidae.